AGGAAAAAUGGCCUGGCGCCAUCAGGGACCACGGUACGCGCGCCAACCAGGUGGUUAUGUCCUGGAAGAUGUUGAACAGGGAAGCCGAGCUCUUGGCUGGCAAAGAAGCUCGUCAGAAGGCCGCGAAGCGAAAGCAGGAGGCCGAGGAGGCGGAGCAGAAGAAGCGGGAUGCCAAGAAAGCCAAGAGUUCCCAGGCGGGGCCGCAGACGCAGAAGCGGGGCCGCACGCCGAAGGCGAAGGCCGAGGGGGCAAAGAAGGCCGAGGGUGAAACAUCGGAGGCGAAGGCCGAGGCGGCAGCAAAGAAGGCCGAGGGUGCACAGCCCGAGGCCAAGGCUGAUAUAGCAGCAAAAAAGGUCGAUGGAACGAACCCCGACGCGAAGGCCGAGGCAGCAGCAAAGAAGGCCGAGGGUGCAAAUUCCGAUGCGAAGGCAGAGAGGUCAACAAAGAAGGCAGAGGGAGCAAAGCCCGAGGUGUCAACAAAGAAGGCGGAGGGGGCGAAGCGCAAGGCUGUCAGCGUCGGCGGUGAGAAGGGCGAGGAAGACAAGGAGGGCAGCUGCAGGAAGGCGCAGCGGGCCGAGGAGCGGCGGAAGCAGGAGACCUGGCGAGGAGGAAGAGAAGUUGACCCGGUCCCAGAUCUACGAGCUUGAGGAGGCGACUGCAGAAGAGAAGGCCCGGUCAGUGCAGAGUCUUCCGUGCGACAUGUCUUUGCGUAUGAAGCUCUUGUGAGUUUGCAGGCUAGCCUUUCCCAACCAUCGCUUUGAAGAGGCAGCGCCCCGCGUUACCUCC
Messenger RNA from Prorocentrum cordatum, 786 nucleotides. Lineage: Eukaryota; Dinophyceae; Prorocentrales; Prorocentraceae. The record is from the annotation of a GenBank genome assembly.